CUAAUUGAAAUUAUAUACUAAGUACUAAUUGAAAUUAUUUCAAAUUCAGUGUCAGUUUUGCUUCGUUCUCUUGAUAAUUUCGAAUCACUUUCUAGCCCAUACAAAAUGAAUUCAUUUUUCACCUCAGUUCGAUCUAUGUUAUCGCCGAAAAAAUCUCUGCCAAACGAGAGUCGGAAUGAAGAAAACAAUGAAUUGCCCGAGAGGAUUCCUAAUGAGGAGGCAGAGGGUCAUCGUCAAUCAUCAAGGAAAAAGAAAUUCAGAAGUUUUACCGGCAAACGUAGCUUGAAAAAUAAAUCUUCAUUGCGACCCAGUAAUACGAAUUUACAAGACCAAAGUCACAGUAAUUCUCCUGCUUAUGAAGGGAAAUUUCUGCCAAGAUAUGGAACUCUGCCAUCACGUACGCAUCCAAACCUAAAUUCACAGGGGCGACCGCAAACCAUUAGCAAAGGCCACUCAAUGUCGCCCGGGACGAAAAUGCCAUGCGAAAAUGGCUGGGACAAAAUAUUUCAAGAUCCGAGAUAUCCAUCUACAGUAUCUGGAAAUUCGGUCGUUGAAAGACCAGUAUUCCGAGAGACAAGCGUCAACUUACCUCAACGGUCGGCGCUUCGGCCGGAGGAUUCACGCAGACAGACUCGCUAUGGGAAGAAGCCGGAUAUAUUGGAACUCCUCAGUAAAAACAGUUGCUAUCACGGAACGAUGAGCCGGGAGGCAGCGGACAGGCUGCUGCAGCGGGAGGCCGAGGACGGCUGUUAUCUUGUGCGCCGCUCCACGCAGCGCCACCGCCGACUCGUGCUCUCCAUGUACUCGGAGGGGUUGACGUACCACUUCGCCAUUGAAAUGUACUCGGAGGGGUUGACGUACAACUUCGCCAUUGAAUGUACUGGCGAUGACAGACUGCAGCUGGAGCGAAGCAACCGAGCCUUCGAGAGCCUGGACAAGUUGCUCUCCCACUACCAGCGCCGGGCUAUCAUUAAGGGCUGCUACCUGUCGUCCCCCGUCGUACAGACAAUUACAGACCCAAUUCCCGGUCUGUAA
This is a messenger RNA of Hyalella azteca, 1035 nucleotides long. RefSeq lists its product as uncharacterized. Gene Ontology annotation, biological process: phosphatidylinositol phosphate biosynthetic process. Gene Ontology annotation, cellular component: phosphatidylinositol 3-kinase complex. Gene Ontology annotation, molecular function: 1-phosphatidylinositol-3-kinase regulator activity. The record is from RefSeq and is a predicted model, not a curated record. The coding region runs from base 106 to 1035 and encodes 309 amino acids. The transcript is spliced from 5 exons. Lineage: Eukaryota; Metazoa; Arthropoda; Malacostraca; Amphipoda; Hyalellidae.